AUGGCGACGUCUAGCGUCUUGUGUUGGUUAUAAAGAAGAUAAUGUUUUUCGGAGCCGUAUUCCGAUCAUACAAAAGAGAAGGUCCAAUUUUAUAAAACGUACAAUCGUUAUUUAACUGUGAAAGUACUCGAAAGAAGUCGCGAUAAUGGACCAAGCACCCGCAGAUACAGAAUUACGGAACAUCAUUGACAAACUGGCACAGUUUGUUGCCCGCAAUGGACCCGAGUUCGAGCAGAUGACCAAAAAUAAGCAGAAGGACAACCCUAAGUUUGGUUUCCUGUUUGGCGGGGAGCACUUCAACUACUAUCAGUACAAAGUGACUACAGAGCAAGCCAUUUUAAAGCAAAAAGGAAUAAAUCCAAUGCAAAAUGCAGACCCACGUUUAAACGUUUCGCAGCAGCAGCAAACAGCCGCUACCGCCACGCAGCCACUGAAUAACGUCAAUCUAACGUCUGGCCUAAAUACUCAGAACAAUGGAUUAAAUCCAGUGGUUGGAAUAGGGCCCGUGGGAAAUUCGGCUGGUACGGUGAUACCAGGAGUACCUGGACAAAUUGGAGGACCAACAAAUACUGGACCACCAAUUGGAUCGGUACCAUCUGGCAUGGGAGGUGUAAACCCACCUAUGGGUGGAGUGACACCAGCUGUUAACAUCGGUGGCCCACCAGCAUGGCUUCAAACAGAACUGGCCAAUCUUCAGUCGCAACAGACGACUCUGCAGGAACAAGUUAGACAAUCGGAACAAAAUCUUGCUGCCCAACAUGCUGCAUUGAUGGCGCAACAACAAGGCAGAGUAGAGGAUGCUGUCAGACAAGCUCAGGAAACGGCUCUGCAAAAUAGUGCACAAAGCACAAAUACAGAUCUUACCGCAUUUGAUACAGUUCUGCAACCUAUUAUUGAUAGCUGCACGAAAGAUAGCAUAAGCGCGGGAAAAGCUUGGAUCCUUCAAAAUUCUGUAACACCACAAAGCAAUCAAGUAGUUGCCGACCAUUUAUUGAAAAAAGUUAUCCAAGGAUCUACGUUUAGUCAUAAGCUUCAUAUUAUAUAUUUGGUAAACGAUGUCUUACAUCAUUGUGCUAGAAAAAAAUCUAUGGAUCUUCGGAAGGCAAUGGAAAGUGUUGUUGUUCCCAUGUUCUGUAAUACUUCAUUAGCUGCAUCCGAAGAGCAACUUAACAAGCUUAAUAAAUUGUUAAGCCUUUGGGAAUCGAAGAAUAAUUACUUUGACGAAGGGAUUAUAGAUAAAUUAAAACAACCGAGCGCAUCUUGGUCCGAAUAUCAAGCUAAUUUGGUAUCGCAACAUGCAAGUGCUAUUACUCCGAUCACAACUUCUACGAAGCAAACAUUCGAUAAUUAUCAAGCGCAACAUCAAGCAUUUGUUACGCACGCUUUGAGACAAAUUCAAAAUAUUGAACAGCAAAAAAUAGCGAUCGAUCAGCAACUUAAAGCACCGCCCCCGCCGCCUCCGCAAAUGAAUCAACAGAACAUGUCAUUACCCCCCAAUCAUACUGGCCCAAGCGGACCGAUGGGUAGCGACGUUAAUUUUAGUCAACCUCCGCCUGGUUGGGGUGUAGCGCCAGGAAACGAACCACCACCGUUCGCGAACGUUCCUUUACCGGAUUUUUCUAAGCCUCCACCAGGAUUUGGCCCACCUCCUGUCAUUCACGAACCGUCUGUCGAGGAUUUGAUGCCUAGCAUGCCUUACUUUGAGUUGCCUGCAGGUUUAAUGGUUCCGCUCAUUAAACUGGAAGACGGAGAAUAUAAACCUUUGGAUCCCGACGCAAUCAGACUUCCACCGCCCGCACCACCCAGUGAUCGAUUAGUUGCAGCCGUAGAAGCAUUUUACGCACCUCCAAAUCACGAUUCACCGAGAGACAGCGAUGGAUGGGAGAAACUUGGUCUCUACGAAUAUUAUAAGGCAAAAAAUUCUGCCCGUAAACGCAAAGAGGAAGACAUUGUGGCUGGCAUUAGACAAAAAUCGAAGUCUCCGUCGCCUAUUUUAAGGCCAAGAUCGAAAAGUCCUAGCCCACCAAAGAAACGUUACAGAAGCAAAUCUCGUAGUAGAUCGAGAUCUAGAUCGAGGGGUAGGAGUAGAUCGCGAUCACCAACGGCGAAUCAUAGACGUAAUAGCCGUAACAGUAAUCAUAAUACCAGGAGUCGUAGAAGAAGGAACAGUAACAAAGAUCGAAGUCCAGAGAGGAGAUUAGACAGACAAGAUCGCAGUCCAACUCCUCCGAGUUUUCUCGGAUCGACGUAUAGUAAAGCCCCGCAAGAAAUAAGUCUCGACGAAAGUAAUAAGGGACACCAGUUGUUAAAAAAAAUGGGCUGGGGUGGUGCAGGACUAGGUGCCAACGAGCAAGGUAUCGAGGCUCCUAUAUCGGGUGGUGAAAUUCGAGAUAAAAACGACCAAUACAAGGGAGUCGGCAUCAAUUUGAACGAUCCGUAUGAAAAUUUUCGGAAGAGUAAGGGACAGGCGUUUAUUACUCGAAUGAAAGCAAGAGCGGAAGAGCGUGCCGAAGAAAGGGGUGAACGGGACUGAGUAUAUAUAUUAUUAAACGAAUGUAUAUGUACGAAGUGUUAUCGGGACAAAGUGAGAGAUGGGCUUAUUACCGAGGAUGAGAGAAAAUUUAUUCUGGCUUUGAAAGCAGAUCGACACAAUUUCUGCCAUUUUUUCGCCUAUGAGGGCUGCAUUUCAAUAUACUUGUCCAUAUAUUAGAUCCUAUUGGUGCACUUGCAACUACUAAUUUACUUUUACGCGUAUCUUUACGAGAUAUUGGCAUUAAUAAACGACAUAUUUUACGUUACAAUAUAUUCAAGCUGAAUCGGAGGAUUUUAUGAUUUAGUUACGAAUGAUAGCUGAAUGUUUUAGAUUAAUUUUAGGAAUUUUAAUUCACGAUAAAUCUAUAUAUAUAUGGAUAUAUAUAUAUAUAUAUAUAUAUAUAUAUAUAUAUAUAUUUACAUAAAUAUACAUUUGUAUUAAAAUUGUGUCGAUCUUUUUCGUAGACUAAAUCAUUUCUAUCCGUCUAUCUGCCGGCUGUUACGAAAUAAUUUCUUAUAUCUAUGAGGCAAAUGAUUUAUAAUUAUUCAUAAAUUUAUAAGGAAAUGAAAAAAAAGCUGGCAAUAUAUAUGUGUGCGUAUUGUCUUUUCUUUAUUUCAAAAUUUAAGGGAAUUUGUUAAUAUAUUGUUAUAUUAUCAUUGUACAUUUCUUUGAUAAGAAAUUCAAAUAAUUCAUUCAUUAGCCUAAUGUCGGGCGUAAAAAGAAUUAAUGUUUAAAUGUGAACAUUUAAAUGAAAGAGAUCCUUGGAAAGUCACGUAGUAAAAGGUUUUUAUAGCAACAUUCUGAAUGUAUACGUUAAAACCCUACUUUACAGUUUGCCCCGCCUAAAAGUUAAUUAUCUUGAGAAUUACUCGAGAAAAUUGCGCUCUUAAUGAGUGUGUAUGAGAGAGUACAACCGUCGUGCAGCAAGUACACGAGACGAUUCUGCAUGAAACUUGACGCUAAGUAUAUAUACUUGUAUUUAGUAAGUUAAUAAAUAAUAAUUAUAUUAAAUAUACAUAUAUAUAUAUAUAUAUAUAUAUAUAUAUAUAUAUAUGUAUACACACACACACACACACAGACACACACGAGAUUUCAAGAGUGAAUAUCGCAUGAUCGAUAACCUUUAGUACUUUGCAUAAAACUUUUAUUUCAUUCAUCAUUCAAUAUUAACAGAAAAUCAAAGAGAUUAAGUUUUACAUAAUUGUUUAAAUCGCAUCGCAUCGUUAUACCACGAUUUAAUUCUUCUAUCAUCAACUGGACAUCGUUGGAAAUUUAUGUGCGCAGCAAACAAUCAUGAAUAUCAUAAACUAAUUAUAUAUUAAUCUUUAAUUUUUACUAAAUACACAAUUACAACUAAGUGUAUAAACUGUUCGUUUUUUUAUGAAAUUUAAAUAUAUUGCACAGAGCACGUUUAGUACUUUUUUAAUUAAUCCUCAUCAUAAGUUUUUUUUAUUUUUAUUUAUAAUCUAUACAUGAAAAAUCGAUAAAAGAUUCAACGAUUAUAAUAUUGUUUUGCAUCAUUCUGAAUCUCGUCUAAUUAUGAAACAUGAUGUGAGUGAAUUAAUGUGAAGCAAUGAUUAUAUAUAGACGGGCAUUAUAAAGAAUUUAUGUAAUAGAUAAAAUUAAACACAAA
Molecule: messenger RNA, 4166 nt
Organism: Vespa crabro (European hornet)
Lineage: Eukaryota; Metazoa; Arthropoda; Insecta; Hymenoptera; Vespidae
Gene: scaf6
Product: calcium homeostasis endoplasmic reticulum protein
Exons: 8
Coding region: 146-2533 (795 amino acids)
Biological process (GO): RNA processing; intracellular calcium ion homeostasis
Cellular component (GO): perinuclear region of cytoplasm
Molecular function (GO): RNA binding
Source: RefSeq, a predicted model, not a curated record